AUCCUUCUCUUCCCUCUCCCUCUCUCCCCCCCUCGCAUCCGCCCAAACGCCCGCGCCCGCGCACGCGCACGCCCGCUCGCCCGCACCUCUGCCGCGUAGCCAUCCAAGCAAAAACCCAUCAAGCGACCCAGCCGAAAGCCAGGAAGGCAGGUGGCGUCUGUGCCGUCGGGAAUUUCGCCUCGCUUCCUCGGAGCUCCUCCUUGUCGUCGUCGGUCUCGAUCCAUCCACCCACCCAUGGACGCGCCGAGGGAGCGCGAGGCUCCGGCGGCGAGAUGAGGGGAGCCGCGGUGGGAUGGGCAUGAGGUGCAAGAAGCACCCGCUCCACGCCGGCGGCGGCGGCGUCUGCGCCACGUGCCUCCGCGACCGCCUGCUCGUGCUCGCGGCCGAGCGGAACGGCGCGUCCUCCCCGCCCCCCCGCGCGCAGGCGCAGGCCCAGCCCCCUCCGGCGCCCGAGCCCGCGGCGUUCCCGAGGUCGGUGUCGCCGUACCGGUCCCGCAGGAAGGCGGACGCCUCGGGCGCGGGCGGCGCGCUCAGGCACCACCCGAGCCUGCUCUUCUUCCGGACACCGCAGGUGGGGCCGGCCUACGGCGGCAGCGGCGCGCUCGAGGAGGGCGACAUCGGCUACGAGUACGAGAAGCGGCGCGCGGGGAAGUUCUCGGUCCUCGCCACGCUCUUCGGCCACCACCACAGAUCGGAGGUGGAGGACAAGCGUCGGGGGCGCGCCAGGGAGCGCAAGAAGUAUUCUUGGCUCGUCGGGAUCAUACCGCGCCGCCGCAAGAAGGCCGCCUCCUCCUCGCCGCCGUCGGCUCCGCCCAGGCGCUCCUGCCGCGUGGUCAGCAACCGGGGCCUCUCGCCGGAGCGGGACAGCCACGGGAGCGGCGAGGAGAGCAGCUCGCCCGCCGCGGACCCGCCGUGGCGGCCGUCCCCGUCCCCGAUGCGGAGGACCCCGUGCCGGCGCCGCCAGACUAACAGCAUGCCGUCGGGCUUCGCCGUCUGCCUCAGCCCGCUCGUGCGGCCCAGCCCGGGGCGCCGUCACCGCCCGGUCCAGCCGCAGGACCCCGGCGCCUUCUCCUGCGAGCUCCGGUCGUCGCCGCUCCACAACUUGUCGUCCGUCGCCUCCGUCACGCGCUGCCGCUCCCGGAAGCUCGCCGGCCGCUUCCGGUGAUCUUUCCAUUUUUACCCUUUUCAUCCCCUGAUUAUCACCAACUAAUCAGGAUUACUAGUCCAAUUUCUUAGCUUUGUCCGCCUGUGAAGAGAGAAGAGUCUGUAAGAUUGGCACACCCAAACUCCAAACCACUCCGUUGACAUAUACUCAGCGUAGGUUACUACUGCUUGUCGGCCCAACAUUAUGUGGCAAUGUAACGAGCUGCUUGUAUUGUAUCAAGUACUUGUUCAUGUUUGUACAGCUAGCUAUCUAAUCUUGCUGUUUUGCAAAAUAGAACUCUCUUUAAUCCAAGCCUUUCGAUCAUGUUUGGAUUCAGAAAAGACUAGACUUAGUCCUUGUUUAGAUGCCUAAACUUUUGGGUGUAAAAUAUUAUAUCACUUUUGUUUGUA
Molecule: messenger RNA, 1554 nt
Organism: Panicum virgatum (switchgrass)
Lineage: Eukaryota; Viridiplantae; Streptophyta; Magnoliopsida; Poales; Poaceae
Product: serine/arginine repetitive matrix protein 1-like
Exons: 1
Coding region: 293-1165 (290 amino acids)
Source: RefSeq, a predicted model, not a curated record